Molecule: messenger RNA, 1299 nt
Organism: Cornus florida
Lineage: Eukaryota; Viridiplantae; Streptophyta; Magnoliopsida; Cornales; Cornaceae
Product: putative receptor-like protein kinase At3g47110
Exons: 1
Coding region: 1-1299 (432 amino acids)
Molecular function (GO): protein binding
Source: RefSeq, a predicted model, not a curated record
AUGAGCGUAAGUAAUCUCCCCAAUGCCACUGCCAGUACUAGUAGCUUUAAUGAAAACGAGAGAGAUCGUCUUGCGUUGCUGAAGAUAAAGUCAAAGAUUAUUCAUGACCCUCAAGGUGCCACGAGCUCGUGGAAUGAUUCUUCCCAUUUCUGCGAGUGGGAAGGUGUUACAUGCAGUCAUCGCCAUAGAAGAGUCGCUGCAUUAAACAUAUCGUCCAAAGGCUUGGUGGGCUCGUUGUCUCCUUAUGUAGGAAACUUAAGCUUCCUUCGAGACAUAAGGCUCUACAACAACAGACUUCAAGGUGAAAUCCCUCCUCAACUUGGUCAACUGAUCAGGCUGCAGAGAUUGUUCCUCACCAACAACAGCUUUGAAGGAGAAAUCCCAGCAAACCUAUCACACUGUUUCAGCCUAACAUACCUUCAUGUAGGCUACAAUAACUUAGUUGGGAAACUACCACAAGAACUUUAUUCACUGUCCAAGCUCAAACAACUUGUCAUUCACGCAAACAAAUUAACAGGCGGGAUCCCUCCUUCCAUUGCCAAUCUUACUUCUCUAGAAAGUCUCUCUGCCAAUCAAAAUUUGUUCACAGGAAGUCUUCCCAAUGCAUUGGGUCAAUUGAAGCAACUAAGUAAAAUUGGGUUAUGUCGCUAUAAAUUCUCUGGUAUGAUGCCUACUUCAGUUUAUAAUAUGUCUUGGCUUACUAUUCUCUCUUUGUGUGAUAAUCAAAUCCAUGGUAGUCUUCCAUCAAACAUCGGUUUGAUGCUACCUCAUCUCCAAAUGCUUCAAAUAUGGGGUAACCAAUUUUCUGGACCUCUUCCACUCUCAUUAUCCAAUUGUUCAGAUCUAGAUUGGCUUGAACUGGGACUCAAUAAUCUCAAUGGGAAAGUAGCCAUUGAUUUUGGAGGCCUCAAGUAUCUCUGGCGAUUCAAUCUCGACUCCAAUAGUUUUGGAAGUGGAGAGCCUGAUGAACUGAACUUCAUUAGUUCCAUGACCAACUGUAGCUAUUUGGAAAUGCUACGUAUAGGUGAUAACCAAUUCAGAGGGAUGUUACCAAAUUCUGUGGGCAAUCUCAGUAGACAACUUUUUGUGCUAUCGCUUGGUGGGAAUUUUAUACAUGGAAACCUCCCUUCAUCAGUAUGUAACCUUGUCAACCUGACUUACUUAAUCCUACAAAAUAACCAAUUCACAGGUACAAUUCCUGCUAAUAUUGGUAAUCUUCAGAAGUUACAAGAAUUGGACUUAGAACAAAUAAGUUCUCUGGAAAAAUUCCAUACUCUAUUGGAAACUUGUCAUUGUUGA